AUGGAAGGAACGGGAUGUAAAUACAGUGAACCUGUUGCAGAUCUACUGUGGACAUCCCCCGAGAAUUUGCGAAGUGGUAACUUCGCUGGAUCACAAGAGGGUGACGUAUACAGUUUCGCGAUCAUUUCUUCGCAACUCGUUACAAAGGCAAAAGCAUGGGAUCUGAACCACAGAAAAGAGGAUGCUGAAGUACAGCAAUGGCUGCAUGGUUUGGGGUCUCAGUCGGCAGAUACGAGUCUUGAAAAAGACAGCGCUGAGACCAUUUCUGAAGUCAUGCGUGUGGCUGAGAGGUAG
Messenger RNA from Cooperia oncophora, 294 nucleotides. The record is from the annotation of a GenBank genome assembly. NCBI's taxonomy places the organism in Eukaryota, Metazoa, Nematoda, Chromadorea, Rhabditida, Trichostrongylidae.